AAUGGUGUGAGCAGGAGAGAUAGUGGGAGCAGGGGAGGGAAUCAUAUGGGCAACUGAAGGGGCAACUGGGAGGACCAGACGAAUACGUCUAGAUCUCAAGAGUGAUCACUCUCCCAGCUCCGAUCAGAUCAUGGAAUCGUCUUCGUCGGAGGAAGAGCAAGACCGAAGAGUCCCGUUCAGCCGGAGACCGGAGUGGUCGGACGUCACUCCGGUUCCCCAAGACGACGGCCCGAAUCCGGUCGUUCCCAUCGCUUACAGGGAAGACUUCGCGGAGACCAUGGACUACUUCCGAGGCGUCUACUUGGCCGACGAGCGCUCUCCUCGCUCUCUCCAACUCACUGCCGAAGCCAUCUCCAUGAACCCCGGAAACUACACCGUAUGGCAGUUUAGGCGUCUUAUACUUAAGGCGUUGAAUGCCGACUUACAUGAUGAACUCGAUUUUGUUGAACGCAUAGCUGAUAACAACUCAAAAAACUAUCAGAUAUGGCAUCAUAGGCGCUGGGUUGCGGAGAAACUGGGAACUGAUGCUAUGAGCAAAGAGCUUGACUUCACCAGGAAGAUUUUCUCUAUAGAUGCUAAGAAUUACCAUGCCUGGUCCCAUAGGCAGUGGGUUCUUCAGGCAUUAGGAGGCUGGGAAGAUGAACUUGCCUAUUGUCAGAAGCUUCUUGAAGAUGACAUUUUCAACAAUUCUGCUUGGAAUCAGAGAUAUUUUGUUGUGACAAGAUCCCCCCUCUUGGGAGGCCUGAAAAACAUGAGAGAAUCUGAAGUGCGUUAUGCAGUGGAAGCCAUUAUGGCCGCACCGGAGAAUGAAAGUCCAUGGAGAUACCUCCGGGGCCUUUACAAAGAUGAUAUGCAGUCUUGGACAAAUGAUCCUGAAGUGUCUCGAGUAUGUUGGAAGGUUUUGCAUUCAAGAAGCAACUAUAUCUUUGCUCUGAACACACUUUUGGAUCUUCUCUGUCAAGGUUUUAAACCAGGCCAAGAGUUCAAAGAUGCUGUAGGGACUUUGAUUCCAGUGCCAGACUCAUCAGAUUCAGAUUUGGCAAAAACAGUUUGUUCCCUCUUGGAGCAUGUUGAUCCAAUGAGAGCAAAUUACUGGAUAUGGCGCAAGAAAACUCUUUCUUUACAAUCAGUUUAGCACAGUAGAUCCUUUGGUUUAUGCUAUUAACUGUUGAUAAUCAACUCAAGUUCCGACUGUUAUCUUCUACAUUUCCAUUUCAUUGUGACUGCUUUUGAAUUGGUUAUAUACAUGUAGUAUACAGUAUGUGGAUCUUAUGCAACCAAAUGCUUCAGAGAUCAUUUUGAAGGUC
Molecule: messenger RNA, 1307 nt
Organism: Diospyros lotus (date-plum)
Lineage: Eukaryota; Viridiplantae; Streptophyta; Magnoliopsida; Ericales; Ebenaceae
Product: protein farnesyltransferase/geranylgeranyltransferase type-1 subunit alpha
Exons: 5
Coding region: 131-1135 (334 amino acids)
Biological process (GO): protein geranylgeranylation; protein farnesylation
Cellular component (GO): protein farnesyltransferase complex; CAAX-protein geranylgeranyltransferase complex; cytoplasm
Molecular function (GO): CAAX-protein geranylgeranyltransferase activity; protein farnesyltransferase activity
Source: RefSeq, a predicted model, not a curated record